CCGAGCGGCCUGGCCGGGCGCGACUGAGACGCGGGCGGUGGAUACGGCUCCGCACUGCCUCGCCGGGAUCAGAACGCGCCGCGGCCCGGGGGAAGCGGGGCGGGUCCGGUUUCCCCGCCGGACGCCGCCCCGAGGGGAUGUUUCACCGAAAAAUGGCCAAGAAGUAUUUUUCUCCCAUGAACUUUAUGAAAAAUAUUCCUUGUCUCCGAGCCUCUCCGAACUCUGGCAUUUAUCAAACAGAGAGGCAAAGAAAAAUGUGGAGGCAUUGGCAAACUCUUCAGAAAACAGACAGAUCUGUAGCGUGCAAGCUGCAGAUUCACUUGAGGUGGAGGCUAAAAGCCCAGCUGAUGAUCAUCCUUUUCCAGAGCCCAGAGUCCCCUAUCCAUUCACCUCUUGUUUGUCUGAGAAGGAGCAGAAAACAUACUUGUAUCUGAUGACUAAGUUCUCGAAAAAAAUAAACCAUUUCCAAGUUAGUGCAGCAAGUCAGAGGGAAUUUUUCACUUAUAUGCAAAUGAAAGAAGUAGUAAACAAUGAAAUUGCAGAAUUUAUGAAAUUUGCUCAAAAUGCUGCAAAAAGCUGCGCCCAAGAUUAUGACACCAUCUCUGAAGAUGCACUGCGUUAUACUGAGGAGUUGCUACGUGCAUGUAUUGGGCAUGUGCAGAAGUAUCCAGMGUUUUACACCCUCCAUGAGAUCAUGAGUAUCAUGGGAGGAAAGUUUCAUACACAGCUGACCUUUAAGCUGGAAAAAAAUCUUCUUGCAAUGGGUACAGCAAGACGGGGUAAAACAGAUUUCCCUUCCAUGCCUGUUCAACUGCCCACAGAUUAUAGCACUGUCACAUCUGUUAUAACACCAGAAAAAAAGGCUGAUGUUAUGCAUAGUGAUAUUAGUUCAGAUUCAAAUGCAGAAAAACUUGCUUUGAAAUACUAUCCUCAAGUUGUUUUAAGUAAUCAAUCAUUAUUUACUUUACUGAAUAAUCAUGGACUAAACUACAAGGAACAAUGGGAAAUUCCAGUUUGUGUUAAAAUGAUCACUGUUGCAGGUAGCAAACCWGCUAAAGUGGUUUAUGUUAAUUCACCUCUGCUGAGAAAAGAAAUGACAGUAAGAGAGAGGAAUCAAAUCUUCCAUGAAAUUCCAAUGGAUUUUCUAGCAACUAAAACAUCUUACGUUUCAAUUUCUGAUGUAUCGAUGGACAAACCAGCUGAGGACAGCCUGUUUCAGUGGGAUGUGUGUUCUGAUACCUACCAGUGCAGGACAAUUCCUCUUCCAGAUGACACAGGGAUGGACUUCGAUGAUGAUGUUACAGAACUUGAAACUUUUGGAGCAACAACAAACCUCUCAAGAACUUCUAAAAUGGAAAGUACUUUUCCUGUGGUUACUAACACUGCUAAAAUUUUAUCUCAUGGUCUGAAAACGGGGGACAAAGAUUCAUCCACCAUGAACAGUGGAGAUGAAGAGGAGAAAAACACCCUUUCUGAGCAAGAAGGUUCAGCAUGUGCCAGCACGCAGUUUCCAUCAUUAGGUGGCACUUCAUGCAUCAGCCCUCAAGAAAAUCCACCUUGUAAAAGCUUUCAGUCAGUGGAGGUAGGACUAAACAAAGCACAGCAUGUCAUGACUAAAGAAGUGUUGGACAAUGAAACAAAAUUAAAUCCUCCAUCCAAUGGAGGGAGUUCUGAGAAAGAGCCUGAUGCUGCACAGAAAAGAGAGACUUACAGUUCUUUAUGCAGUAGUGACACGGAUGAAGAGCGUUUGGUGAUUGAUUCAGAAUGUAAAACCACUGCUUGUUGCAAACCAGCUGUAUCAACCACCGUUUCUUAUAGCUCUGCAGAGACUGCCAGUUCUCCUUCCCCUGCUCAGAGUCCUUUAGCAAGCACCAYUGACUGCUCAGAUACCAUGGAUCAGGGGAAAAAAGCCUCCAAGAAACCUACAAGAAAGUUAUCCAAAGAAUUGGAUCCUGUUGGGCARAUUUUGAAAAUGCAAACUGAACUUCUCAAGUCCCCUUCUCGAAAAGCUCCUGAGCCAGUGGUGAGCUGUGAUAAUUCUAAUGCUCUACCAACACAGGUGCUUCAGUCUCCAAAAACCUUGGUGACCUCCAGCACAGAAACUGUGCCUGCCCCAGCCUCCAAUCCCACUGGCUCCUCUAGAAAUAACUGGACUUGGCUUUUUGAGGGACUGCCAAAGGGAAAGCUGCCAAGUGAACUUCAGCUCCUUGAAGAAGACCCUUCAGAGUAUCAAGCACCUGAGGAAGGCAAUGUUGUGUAUAAGCUCUUCAGUUUGAAUGAUCUGUUGUUACUUGUGCGGUGCAGUGUGCAGAAAGUCAAGUCACUGCCACGAUACCAAAAAAAGAAAAAAGCCCAAAAGCUGACUCCCAUAUUCCUGUUGCCAAAACUAGAAUACCAAGCCUAUUACGGUGUCGAAGCUCUUACAGAAAGCGAAGUGUGUCAGCUGUGGACACAGAGUAUGCUACAUUCUGAAUGCUYAUUUUAUAUUGGACAUAUUGAUGCUUUCACAUCAAAGCUUAUUAUGCUAGAAAAGGUUUCUCCAGAAUCUUUAAGAGAAAAACUUGGAUUGAUCAAACCUGCAAAUUCAUUAAAUAUACUUCAUCAUAUUUUGAAGAAGGUGUCUGAUUUGGAGGAGGGCUCUUAUUUAUUGACUCACACUGCAGGAGAUUCAUCAGUUGCAAUUUACAAGAGUUCUCCUGACAAGACCRCAAGAUCAUCCUAUAACCUGCACAAAGCUCACUGUGAUCUGCCUGCUGUACCUGCCACUCUCUCAGUCCCAUGGGUACCCCUAGACCCCAGCAUCCCUUUGCCCUACCACAUAAGUCAUGGGAGRGUUCCAUGCACCUUUCCACCUGCACCCCAGGAAGGGUGGAAACAGAAGAUGAYUGGGGUGAAAGGACAAUCGGACACACCCCGUGAGGGAAAGCCAGUAGCUAUGGAAACAAAAGGCAAGCCAGCUAAGCCUGUUAGAAAUGAAGGUGUGGCUCCAAAGAAGCUGAGGAAGAAUUUCUGCAAGCAAAGAAAUGUGAAGAAAAAGUGGAAAACUAAAUUCAACAAAAUGCAACUGAAGUAGUARUAAGCCUGGAGAAGAGCAAGAGGAAACAAAAAAUCUGAGGUUUUCUUGCAGCUUCAGAGGAGCCAGAAGAAGCUGGCUGGGGAAAUGGAUCCAAUAGCUGAAGCAUUCUCUAAACCUUUAACCCUUUCAUACCUGAGGCAACCUGUUUGAAGGCAAAAUCUCAAAUUCAGUCAGAGAAAAAAGCUCAUGGCUGCAGUCACUUGGCUCGUUAUGGGGAAGAGUAUUUGCUGUCGGUCUGGUGAUUUUUGUAGGAAAACUGCAUCUUGAAGAGUGAAGCAGUGGCUGCCAACAAUCUCCAAUACCACGUAACAAGAAAAAAAACUUUUCAGCUUUCCUAAUUUUUCCAGAUUCACUGCAGAUUUUAGUUCUGAURUAUUUUAAAUAUACAUUUUACUUUGUGCAUUGUGCGUAAGGGGAACAAUUUGGAUUUAAUUGUUUAGAUUUUUGACACAUGGUGUCUACCAGCUUUUAAAUAACUUAGAUAAAUAUAUUCUUCUUUU
This is a messenger RNA of Malurus melanocephalus (red-backed fairy wren), 3576 nucleotides long. RefSeq names its product interactor of little elongation complex ELL subunit 2 (gene ICE2). The record is from RefSeq and is a predicted model, not a curated record. Gene Ontology annotation, biological process: positive regulation of transcription by RNA polymerase III; snRNA transcription by RNA polymerase II; snRNA transcription by RNA polymerase III. The transcript is spliced from 15 exons. Gene Ontology annotation, cellular component: transcription elongation factor complex. The coding region runs from base 434 to 3073 and encodes 879 amino acids. Lineage: Eukaryota; Metazoa; Chordata; Aves; Passeriformes; Maluridae.